This is a messenger RNA of Diatraea saccharalis (sugarcane borer), 636 nucleotides long. The record is from the annotation of a GenBank genome assembly. NCBI's taxonomy places the organism in Eukaryota, Metazoa, Arthropoda, Insecta, Lepidoptera, Crambidae.
AUGCCAGAACUUACUGAACUGGACAAGGCAACUGCAUCUAUGACAGAGAAGCGUAAGGAAGAGACUGCGUCUUCAGACAGUGACUCUGAUGACACUAUUCCAGAAUUAGAAGAUGCUGGCGCGCCUGGAGCGGGCGGCAUAUCAAACCCCAUAGCUGGUAUUGAUAUUGUGUCAAAGGCUAAACAGUCACGAGGAGAGAAGAAGGCGCGCAAGAUUAUGAGCAAACUUGGAUUAAAGCCAGUACAAGGAGUAAACAGAGUGACAAUAAGGAAAUCCAAGAACAUUCUGUUUGUCAUCAACUCUCCAGAUGUGUACAAGAACCCUCACUCGGAUACAUACAUAGUAUUUGGUGAAGCCAAAAUUGAAGAUCUGUCUCAACAGGCAACCAUGGCUGCCGCCGAAAGAUUCAAGGCACCAGAGACGGCCGCCGCAGGAAAUGAUGCCGCUGCUACCGGCACAACGGUGGCACCAAUAGCCGAAGAAGAGGACGAAGAAGGUGCUGACGAGACGGGCGUGGAUGAGAAGGAUGUUGAGAUAGUGAUGUCCCAAGCUAAUGUUUCUCGCGCUAAAGCGGUCCGAGCGCUGCGGAACAAUCACUCGGACAUUGUUAACGCUAUUAUGGAGCUGACGAUGUAA